Molecule: messenger RNA, 1277 nt
Organism: Entelurus aequoreus (snake pipefish)
Lineage: Eukaryota; Metazoa; Chordata; Actinopteri; Syngnathiformes; Syngnathidae
Product: homeobox protein Meis2-like
Exons: 9
Coding region: 240-1277 (345 amino acids)
Source: RefSeq, a predicted model, not a curated record
GUCCGAUCCUCCGCCAGGAAACAUUUAAGAUGCUCUAAACCUCCGGAGAAGAAGCGCAAGGAAUCCAUCAACAAGUUUUCCCCCCCCAAUUAAGGACAGAAGAUGUUUCCUUCUCGCUUCUGACUGCUUUUCGUUCUUCCACGGGAGUACAACUGUUGUAUGGAAUAGAAUUGCGCACUUUGGGGAUUUUAACAUUUUCACUGCUUUUUUAUUUUCCUUUUUUAUUGACACGCUUGGCUAUGGCGCAAAGGUACGACGAGUUGUCUCAUUACGGAGGCGGGAUGGACGGAGUCGGAGUGCCCGCCUCCAUGUAUGGGGACCCGCACGCCCCGCGGCCCCUGGCCCAGGUGCACCACCUGAACCACGGGCCCCCGCCGCACCCCACGCAGCACUACGGAGCGCACACGCCGCAUAGCAUCAUGGCGGGAAGCAUGGCGGGCAGCAUGGGCAGCGCCGUCAACGACGCGCUGAAGCGAGACAAGGACCAAAUUUAUGGUCAUCCAUUAUUUCCACUUCUCGCCCUGGUGUUUGAGAAGUGCGAGCUGGCCACGUGCACGCCCAGAGAACCAGGAGUGGCGGGAGGAGAUGUUUGCUCCUCAGACUCCUUCAAUGAAGACAUAGCAGUGUUUGCAAAACAGAUCCGCGCUGAGAAGCCUUUAUUUUCGUCAAACCCAGAAUUGGAUAACUUGAUGAUUCAAGCCAUCCAAGUGCUACGCUUUCAUCUACUGGAGUUAGAGAAGGUUCACGAGCUCUGUGAUAACUUUUGCCAUCGCUACAUCAGCUGCCUGAAGGGCAAAAUGCCCAUCGACCUGGUCAUCGAGGAGCGAGACGUUUGCAAGUCGGACUUUGACGACCUGUCGGGAUCCUCUACCAACCUUGGAGAUCAUAACCCAGCAUCCUGGAGAGACUUGGACGACGCCCACUCGACACCCUCGGUAGGGACCCCGGGCCCGUCCAGUGGGGGACACGUCUCUCAGAGUGGAGACAACACAAGUGAACUCGGAGACGGCCUAGACAACAGCUUAGCGUCACCGGGCACAGGAGAUGAAGAUGACCAGGACAAGAAGAGGCAGAAAAAAAGAGGCAUCUUCCCCAAAGUGGCUACAAACAUAAUGAGGGCAUGGCUAUUUCAGCACCUUACGCCUAUAGGGCCGAGACCUCACCGUCACGCCUGGGCUGGUCUCUAUGUGAUGCUGGGUGAGAGUCGUGCGGCCUGGCAGGGGGGAGAAGACGUCAGCAAAAUGCUGCUGCAAUUUGGCCACAUCUGCUUUCUGUGA